GGUUGGGGCAGCAUCCUGUCACAUGUCCUGGUACGGUGGGAUCAUAUGACUCCACUCGAAGAAAAUGAAAGCUGGAUGCGGCUGGCCGACACCCGCAGCGCUUAUUUUGAUUUUUAAUUUGUGUUUUAUUGCCCCGUAUCAGCUGACAGAGCAGCAGGUAUGUUCGCUCUGCGGCGGGACGGUCCUGAACGGCUCCGCGGUCGGUCGCUUUUGUUCCUUAUCCGCUGGACGGAUAGACGGGCGUUGCUGUUUGAGAAAUGACAACACAAGCGACCCUGAACACAUCAUCGGACUGGAUCUAUCAAAUUGUUCACUGGCUAGUGUGGAUAAUCUUCAGGGUGCAUCAGCGGUGUUCAUGAUAGACCUCUCACUAAAUCCCAUCGUCAACAUCAGCGAUGCAGUAUUUCAAGGAUUUACUAAGUUAAAUAAUGUGAUCUUACCACAAGACAUAGUUUGUCCUGGAGGCAAUGCCUCUUGGGAAAAUGUGGAGGUAAAAGAGGGAAAUCGUUUCUGCGAAGGUCAAAAAAGUAUGUGCAACCAGACGGGACAGCUUUCUAUUGACUGUCCAGAGAACUCCCUCUGCGCCCCCUACGGCCCCGGCUUCUUUGAGUGCAGCUGUGCCGACAGCUUCCACGGAUACAAGUGUCUUAGAGAGGGGGAGUUCCCGACCCUCCAGGUGUUCGGGCCUCUGGCAGCGUCUACAGUUGUGAUUUCUUUCCUGCUCUGGGUCACCCAGAGACGCAAGGCCAAGUCACUCUGAGGCCAGCGACUGCUUUAAACCCGACUAAGAACUGACUCUCCUCAAAGGGAAAAUGCUGACAAAGUCUGAGGUGACCCCAGGCUUCUUUUAAAUAUUUUAUCAAUUUUACACCUAUCUCGGGGCAGCUAUAUUUUAUUUAAGGGAAACUGACAUUUCUAACCGUGCCAGUGCAAUUUUAAAGAAAGGCUCCAUUUUACAAAUGUGUUACUUUUGCUAGAAAUGACCACUAUUAUAUUAACACCUAGUCUGAUUUUGUCAAUGCAGCUGACUGAAUAAAAAAAAACAAGCAAGGUAAAACGCUUGUUAAUGAGAAUCUUCACACAAUAAUGUACUGCAUGUUGAACAUGUGCUUUAGCUACUUAAAGAUACAAAAUAUGAUUGUAACAAGAUUGUGAAUCUAACUGCGCUUUAAUGGUGAUUUUAAAACCUCCGACGCAGACGUGACGAAGUGGGUCAUUUAGUUCGACUGCUACAGUGUGGUGCCUGGUUACAACCUUUUCUGUUACUAGUUCAGGGACAAGACAUUAGUUUGUUUUCUGUGAUGAUGUUUAAGCCAUGAGUUGUCUCAUCACGUCAUUUUUUAGAAUUUCAGGUUCAAGUCAAAAUAGGACACGAGAUGUGUGAUACUGUUCAGUUACACCCCAGUUGUGUUGCAUCUUUUGUUCAUUUUGUUACCAUGUGGUAAAUGUCUCGGUGCUAACAGGCUCGUUGGUUCAAGGUCUGUUCCCAGUGGCAUUUUGGGUUUUAAUAAAGAUUCUUAAAACAGAA
Molecule: messenger RNA, 1528 nt
Organism: Mugil cephalus (flathead mullet)
Lineage: Eukaryota; Metazoa; Chordata; Actinopteri; Mugiliformes; Mugilidae
Gene: atraid
Product: all-trans retinoic acid-induced differentiation factor
Exons: 7
Coding region: 65-760 (231 amino acids)
Biological process (GO): positive regulation of osteoblast differentiation
Cellular component (GO): intracellular membrane-bounded organelle
Source: RefSeq, a predicted model, not a curated record